Messenger RNA from Budorcas taxicolor (takin), 876 nucleotides. RefSeq names its product meteorin, glial cell differentiation regulator (gene METRN). Gene Ontology annotation, biological process: glial cell differentiation; positive regulation of axonogenesis. Lineage: Eukaryota; Metazoa; Chordata; Mammalia; Artiodactyla; Bovidae. Gene Ontology annotation, molecular function: hormone activity. The record is from RefSeq and is a predicted model, not a curated record. The coding region runs from base 1 to 876 and encodes 291 amino acids. The transcript is spliced from 4 exons.
AUGCCGACCGCUGCGCUGCUCUGCGCACUUUGCUUCUGCCUCUUGGCCGCGGCCGCUCGCGCCGGCUACUCGGAGGACCGCUGCAGCUGGAGGGGCAGCGGCCUGACCCAGGAGCCCGGCAGCGUGGGACAGCUCUCCCUGGCCUGUGCGGAGGGCGAGAUCGAGUGGCUGUACCCGGCCGGGGCGCUGCGCCUCACCCUGGGCGGCUCCGAGCCUGGCGCGCAGCCGGGCAUCGUCUGUUGGCGGCCGACGCGGCCCUUCGCAGGCGCCCAAGUCUUCGCGGAGCGGGCGGGCGGCGCGCUAGAGUUGCUGCUGGCCGAGGGCCAGGGCCCGGCUGGGGCCCGAUGCGCGCGCUGGGGUCCGCGCGAGCGCCGGGCCCUCUUCCUGCAGGCCACCCCGCAUCCCGACCUCAGCCGCCGCGUGGCCUCCUUCCGCUUCGAGCUGCGGGAGGACGGGCGUCUGGAGCUGCCCCCGCAGGCCCGCAGCCUUGGAGCGGAUGCUACCUGUAGACCCUGCAGUGAUGCCGAGCUCCUCCUGGCCGUGUGCACCAGUGACUUUGUGAUCUAUGGAAGCAUCCUUGGAGUCGCCCACGACGCAGAGCUACAGGAAUCUGUCAUCACCGUGGCAGCUGCCUGCGUCCUCCGCCAGACACUGCCGGUUUUCUGGGUGGGGGGCUCCGGGGGCCAGGGGCAGGCCUCCAUUCGCAUCCCACUGCACUGUGGUGUGCACCCCGGCCCUGGCACCUUCCUCUUCAUGGGCUGGAGCCGCUUUGGUGAGGCCUGGCUGGGCUGCGCUCCCCGCCUCCAGGAAUUCAGCCGUGCCUACGCAGCUGCCCACGCUGACCACCUGCACCCCUGCGAGGUGGUGCUGGACUGA